AUGGACAAUAUGACAAUAGUAAUAGAAACAGCCCAAACUGGAUUUCACAAUCAAAGAAUUGCUUUAGAGAAUGCUAUAGUUUUAUCUUGGUUUUUAGGCAGAACAUUGGUUAUUCCACCACCUUUACUUGGAUUCAGAAAAACAAUGCACCAAUUGGAAAAACUUUUGACAGAACUGAGACCAGAACCAGUAGAAAUUGUUUGUAAAGACGCUAAAGAAAAAUUUAAAUGUAUUAAAUUUCAUAAAUCUUAUACAUUUUAUCAAUGGGAUAAAUUAUUUGAUUUAAGUAUUAUCAAAGAAUAUAAUGUCAAGACUUUACCUGUAGCAGAUUACAGCGAGAAGACAUUAUUUAAGCUUUUAAAUAUAAGCGAUCCUGAAAACCAAGUUCACAAAUCAUUCAAAUAUCACACCAAUCAUUCACUUUAUGAGUCUGAUACUCCUGACGCUAAAAGGUUAAAAGAUAAACCAAAUUGGGAUUUCGAGUCUUUAAUGGCUCUUAAGAAUAACAAAAAAAAGCUUUUAUAUUUUGGUAGUUUGUUUGGAACAAAUAGAUUGAUCCUUGAUUCAAGUGAUGCUAUAACAUUCAGGGACAAAGUAAGAUCAACAAUGAUGCCAAAUAAUAAAUUAAUGUUGGAAGUUGUUGACAAAAUUGUUGAUAAUUUAGAUGGAUUUUUGAAUUUCAUAACGAUUCAUGCUAGACUUGGCGACAAUCGUUUUCGUAGAGAUAAAGAUCGUCAUCUCGCACAAUUUAUUGGUAAUGUCGGUAAUGAUUUCCCGAAUUUAUCAAGUUUUCAACAAAUUUCAUAUUCAAAUUAUUCAUGCAAAGCUCAACCUUAUAUCAACGAAAUUCCGAAAUUAUUUAUCGCUAGCGAUGUUAAGAAAGACGAUGAAUUGAUUGGUCCCCUUAUCGAAGCUUUCCCCUGUUUAUACAUGCUUUCGGAUUUUUAUCCUUUACUUGAACCUUAUAAGACACUUAAGAACCCAGUAGACAAUAAAAUAAUGUAUAAGUUUUUAUUACCUUUAACCGAUCUUAUGGUAGCUGCAAGAGCUUCAAAUGUUUACGCUCUGCGUUUUAGUACGUUUAGUGGAUAUUUAAAUAGAUAUCAUCUUUUUUUAUUAAAUAAUAAACUACAGUACUAUAAUUAA
Messenger RNA from Entrophospora candida, 1146 nucleotides. Lineage: Eukaryota; Fungi; Glomeromycota; Glomeromycetes; Entrophosporales; Entrophosporaceae. The record is from the annotation of a GenBank genome assembly.